UCUUAGGAUUUGAAUCUGAAGAGCAACUUGAAACAUUUGUGACAACAGAUGAUGAUGUAAUAGGAGCUGCUAUAUUCUUAGAUUUUGAUGAAUCUUCAACUGUGUUGAAAUAUAAACUGAGAAUAUCAGAAUAUUAUGGCUUUAAAACAGAACAAACCUAUUAUAUUAGCAGUCAAAAAGGCCCUCGAAUAUAUAAAGGUUACAGGACAGGUUAUGCUGAAUCAGAAUAUCUGCAAUCAAAUUUCCUUAACUUUCAAGCUGCAAUUGAUUUAGCAUUUAUAAAUUUACAUAAAAAAGAAAAAAGUAUAAAAGAUAUCGUGCUACUUAUUCAAGGUAUGCUUUAUCCACCGUACAAUUAUUUGGAUAUGAGUUUUUCUCUCAUUGAUCUUAUUCCAACGAUGAUUAUUUAUGGUUUUAUUGUAUUUGUUCCAUUGAUGGUGAAAAGAAUUAUAGAUGAAAAGAGUAACAGAGCAAAGGAAAUGAUGAAAAUGAUGGGUAUGACUACUGCAAGUUACUGGGGAAGUGUUUUUGUUAGCAAUUUGAUAUUAAUGACAAUAUUAUCUCUUAUUAUCACGAUCUUAUAUUCAAUUGCAUUUGGUGAUGGCAUAUCUGUAAUUGGAAAUACUUCAAGUACCUUAUUUUUUAUGCUUAUGUUUCUCUACUGUGCAGCUUCUAUUUUAUUUUGUUUUGUAAUUACUACUAUAUUUAAUAAAGCUGCAUUAGCUGUAAUAGCCACAAUUAUUCUUUGGAUAACCAGUUACGCUGUACCUAGUACUCUUUUGAUGCCUUUCAGAGAUAAUGAUUUCUUUGUAACUGUCAGUCUAAGUGAUAAAUUACUAUCUUGUCUUUUACCAAAUAUGGCACUCACUUGGGCUAGUAAAAUAAUGUCCACAUUCAAACAAUUUGAUACUGGAUCUCAUUGGGACAAUUUAUUUGAAGCACCAUACAAAGGAGGAGAUGGUUUUAGUUUAGGACAUAUAUUAGGCAUGUUAAUAUUGUCCUGCUUUUUAUAUAGUCUUCUAAUUUGGUACUUGGAUUCAGUUUGGCCUUGGCAACCAGGUGUGCCAAAACCUCCUUACUUCUGUUUUCUUAAAUCUUAUUGGUCAAAUUAUCACGAGGAAGCAGAUUUUCCCAUUAUAAAGACUUGUCCUUCAUCUUACUUUGAAGAAGAACCAAUAACUUCCACACCAUCAGUAGCAAUAUCUCAUCUAAUAAAGAAAUUUAAAGUUGGAAAUGUUGACAAGUUUGCAGUAAAUGAUGUCACUUUAAAUUUAUAUCCGGGCCAAAUCACUGUAUUAUUAGGACAUAAUGGUGCUGGAAAAACAACUACAAUGAGUAUUCUUACAGGAAUGUUUCCUCCCACUUCAGGAACAGUUAUAGUCAAUGGCUAUAAUAUCUUAACUGAAACGACUAGUGCUCGAAAGUCUCUUGGACUUUGUCCUCAACAUAAUGUUCUUUAUGAUAAUCUUACUGUAAAAGAACAUUUAAAAUUUUUUGGUGGUCUUAAGAAUCUACCUUGGUCAGAAAUGGAAGAAGAAAUAGCAAAAAUAUUAGCUCUUCUUCAACUUUCAGACAAGCAAAAUGCUUUGUCGAAAGAUCUGUCGGGAGGAAUGAAACGUAAAUUGUCAUUAGGAAUCGCAAUCAUCGGGGGUUCAAAAAUUUUAAUAUUAGAUGAACCAACUUCGGGGAUGGAUCCAGAAGCAAGACGCGUAAUUUGGGAUGCAUUACUAGAAUUGCGUGGAGAUCGAACUGUACUUUUGACUACUCAUUACAUGGAAGAAGCUGAUGCGCUCGGCGAUCGUAUAGCAAUCAUGGCAGAGGGAUCUGUCAAAUGUUGUGGAUCUUCUAUAUUUUUGAAAGGAAAAUUUGGUACUGGUUAUCAUCUUCAUAUUGCAAAAGGUGAUGGCUGUAAGGUUGAUGAAAUAACACGGAGAAUUAACAGACUUAUACCAGAAGCUAAAAUAGUUAGCAAUAUAAAUCAACAACUGGUAUAUUCACUUUCUUCAGUAUCACAGUCUUUUGGUACGCUAUUUGAAUCUAUGGAAAAUUCAUAUUCUGAAUUAGGAAUUACAUCAUGUGGGAUUACUGUAACGACUAUGGAAGAUGUAUUUCUAAA
This is a messenger RNA of Centruroides sculpturatus (bark scorpion), 2116 nucleotides long. RefSeq names its product ATP-binding cassette sub-family A member 3-like. Gene Ontology annotation, cellular component: membrane; intracellular membrane-bounded organelle. Lineage: Eukaryota; Metazoa; Arthropoda; Arachnida; Scorpiones; Buthidae. The annotation marks the transcript as partial. Gene Ontology annotation, molecular function: ATP hydrolysis activity; ABC-type transporter activity; ATP binding. The transcript has 12 exons. The record is from RefSeq and is a predicted model, not a curated record. Gene Ontology annotation, biological process: lipid transport; transmembrane transport.